AUGGAUCAUACAACGAAGCUACAUACGGAGAACCUCGUCUACAUCUUCGAGAUUGUACAUUCAGCUCUCGAUGCCGUUGAACCUGAUGAACGGACUCAUUCGCCGACGAUGUCGUGGAUCUCUGCUACUAGCCACGUCUGCUCACGUUGGCGCGCGGUGGCACUUGGCACUCCGACUCUCUGGGCAGACAUACCAGUCGAUCUGGGUGUACGAUGGGCCAAUAAAUUCGUGCAGCGCAGCCGGCCAGCCCCAAUGUCGAUCAACAUCCCCGCCUCUAGGUCUUCACAGCUGGAUGUGAAGAUGGCAACCUUCUUCCUCAACGAGCUCAUCCCUAAACGUUUCCGCAGAAUACGCAAGCUCGUCGCGUACGACCUGCCAGCAUGCCCGGCGUCGGCGACACUCUCCCUAUCAUGGCCCGCGCUCGAAACUCUGGAUCUUCGAUUCAAUAGUCGUCCUCCUAUAGCCAAACUACUCGAUGGCAGGGCUCCCUCCUUGCGCUGUCUGAGACUGCAUGUUCGUUUGCCUGACGACUCGCGCUGGAUGAUCCCUGCUCUCCAUCGCCUACGAGUCCUGGACAUUGGAUUCGCUUAUGGUAUAGAUGACAGAUCGAUGAAUGACUUUCUCGACGCGCUGACACGUAUGCCCGAUCUGAGGCACCUUCGCAUCAAAGCUCAACUACCAUAUAUCAACCCUCCGGCCCGAAUAUGCUCGUCAUGCGCGACACGGACAGUCUUGGUCCCCCUUCGCGCAUUUGCUUGCUAUAGCACACCGUACACGAUGGUACACAUCAUGCAGCAUCUCAUGUUGCCACCAGACGUCAAAGUCAUGCUUUGGCUUUCAGACACGCCCGGUGACAGGCCGGAUGGCCCAUACCUCGCAGAGAAGUUGGCCAUAUUGUGCUCUAGACUACAAUCUUGGUUUGCUCGCACUGAAUCGGACAGAUCUUCCCCAUUCAUUGCUGCUGGGAUCAUGGGAGAUAAAGAUCUAUGGACCCCGAAGAUCAGCCUGUCGCGCUCCAUCAAUUCUCUGGGGCAUCUAUCCAUGUCCUCAAGAGGGGGGCUGUGGAAUCUAGGCACUGAAGAUCUCUACCCAGAACUAUCGAUUGAGUUUCCGUUCUCCGUUCGCAACAUAUGGGUGGCAGUCGUAAUGGACACAAUUAGCCAACUGGCCCCAGAUGGGUAUUGCGGGCUGUCACUCAACUUAGGCCAACUCCUUCCAGACGAAGGAUAUCAGUUCCUGCGCCACCCAGUCUUUCAGCGCGUGCAAGCGCUCUCUGUUGCAACACCUUAUCCGGGACUUCUGGCGCUGCAAGGCUACCUGCCUGAGAUACAAGUGCUAGAUGUCCGCACGCCCGACAUCAUGGAUGUAUACUUGGGGAAGCAGGAUUCGGACGCCAAUUGGGACAAGAUGGUGUGCGAGCUAGAGAAGAGACGCGAGCGAAACCCGCUGUCCGCCCUCUACCUUCAUCUUUCCGAGGCCAUUACACUCGUGCGCAACGGCCAGCAUGCACAUCCUCAGCAUGGAGAACAAGAUGUUAAGGGCGCAGUUGAGGCGAUAGAGGCUGUUCCGGAAGUGCGAGUGGUUCCGCGCGAUAGCGAUGUUGAUUUCGUAGUCCCUCCAUCUUGA
Molecule: messenger RNA, 1626 nt
Organism: Peniophora sp. CBMAI 1063
Lineage: Eukaryota; Fungi; Basidiomycota; Agaricomycetes; Russulales; Peniophoraceae
Source: the annotation of a GenBank genome assembly